Molecule: messenger RNA, 7428 nt
Organism: Pelobates fuscus (common spadefoot toad)
Lineage: Eukaryota; Metazoa; Chordata; Amphibia; Anura; Pelobatidae
Gene: PDZD4
Product: PDZ domain containing 4
Exons: 8
Coding region: 543-2948 (801 amino acids)
Molecular function (GO): protein binding
Source: RefSeq, a predicted model, not a curated record
AGGAAGGCAUGUUGUGAGUUCUGCAGCAUACUGACUAAUCACAGGUGCCUUCCAUAUGGUUUGUGCUUAAGGAGAAAAUGAAGAACCCUUUGAUCCCACCUUUGACAAAGUCCAUCAGCCUCAUCUUUUAACAAGCUACAAGGAAUCGUUUUUUUUUUAGAUAUAAAUAUACAUGUUCUCCCAAUGCCCCAUUUUUUUGGGAUAGUCGUGGAAAGCAGCCCUGGAGAACAGUUUUUUUAAUUGGGGGGAGGGGAGGAGAAGUGGCACCCCAUUUUUGCAAAAUGUGGGGGGCUGCUGCUUGUUUCUUCCUCACGUCAAGCCUCCCCCCUUUGGUUUCUUCUCUUACCCGCUGGAUUACCUGUGCCCUCUCGAUGGAUGAAAGAAGGUUUCCCUUACACUGACCUGGGUCUCUUUCUCUCUCGCUAUCAUCUUUGGAUCACACAGAAGAAGAAGAACUAAGCGCCCAUCUCCGACACAAAGCCAGGCAAGAUUGGGGGUGAGCAACCCCCACCCUCACAGACCUGCACCCCCUCUAAGCUAACAUGGGAUGUAACAUGUGUGUGGUUCGGAAACCAGAGGAGCAUUAUAAAGUGAUGCUGCAGGUGAAUGGAAAGGAACUUUCGAGACUUUCUCAGGAGCAGACGUUUGAGACUCUACGCACCACUAAAGAUCCGUUGCUGAUCCAAGUGCUUAGGCGGAGCCCUCGUAUGAAGGGGACACUGGCCACCUCUUCCCAUGACCUGCAAUUUGUGGACAGUGGCACACAGACGGACAUCACCUUUGAGCACAUCAUGACAAUGGGCAAAGCACGACCUCCUAGUCCAGCCAUGGUGGUCCUGGAACCUUAUGUACUCUCAGAGCUCCCACCCAUCGGAAAUGAGUUUUACGACCAGGCAGCCUAUAUGGAUGGUGCGCAGCCCGAGGGAGAACGAACUGAUGAACUGGAAUAUGAGGAAGUGGAAUUGUGCAAGUCAAACCAUUUGGACAAGCUCGGACUGACUGUGUGUUAUCGUACUGAUGAUGAAGAGGACCUUGGGAUAUAUGUAGGAGAGGUCAAUCCAAACAGCAUUGCAGCAAGAGAUGGACGGAUAAGAGAAGGAGACCGAAUUCUACAGAUUAACGGUAUUGAUGUGCAAAAUAGAGAAGAGGCAGUGGCCAUUCUAACACAAGAAGAGAACACAAACGUCUCUUUAUUGGUAGCCCGUCCAGAGACAGAGAUGGGCAGACGAUGGAAAGAUAGUGAUAGAGAGGACUUCCUUGAUGACCUAGUAUCGGAAAACGAAGAGGAACUGCAAGCACAGAGACUGAAUUCUCCACCUCAGCAACAGGUUGAGAAUGAGGCAGCUGAGCCCAGUCCCAAAUCUCCACGCCCUUUCCCUCUCCCUGCAGGCCUGAGUCGGAGUCAGGAACUGGACAGUGGAGUAGGGAGGACAGAUGAGAGCACCCGCAAUGAUGAAAGUUCUGAGCAUGACCUCCUGGGAGAUGACCAGACAAGCACUGCGAAUACUCCAGGCAGUCAGCGUCGCCUUCGUUUCCUACGUGGAGACUCCCAGCAUCCUUUGCAGUGCCGUGAAUUUCACCACAGCCUUGACUCUCUGUUGGCAGCAGAUGGCUCCACUCCUUACGGUGAGGCUCAGCCACCAGCUGCAGGGCUGACAGAUGAGGAAUAUGAAAGAUACAGAGAACUUUUGGAAAUCACCUGUCAUCUGGAGAAUGGCAAUGGACCUGCCUUCCUAUACGCAUCUCGUCAGGGUGGCCUUGAUGUAAACCGCAAUGAGAGUGUCCUCCGUGAAAUGGCUGUACUCGAGGAAGAGCUACGACAUUUGGAGUUCAAGUUCCGCAAUGUUCUUCGAGCACAAAAGAUGCAACAGCUGCGGGAACGUUGCAUGAAAGCCUGGCUUCUGGAAGAAGAGGACAGUCUUUAUGAGUUUGUAGGUGGGAGCACUGCCAACAAUGAAGCCUCUACCAAGCUCCCAGAUAUUACCGAGUUGCCAGAAAGAUCAGACAAGGACAGCACUAGUGCAUACAACACUGGAGAAAGCUGCCGGAGCACUCCUUUAAUGAUAGAACCACCAAUAUCCUUGGACAGUCCACUGAGGCGGAUUAAUGAUACAUCUGGUGCAUUAUGCCAGGCAGCAGAGGGCCUCUGUUCCAAUGCUAACAUGAACAGAGGACAUGUCAAAAAUGUUCCACCAUAUCCUGGUAGCCCUGAGCAUGUGUCAUCAAAAUUCCGCUCUCUGUGUCGUGAUGGACGGCACACAACAGAUGAGAGAUUGAGACGAGGAGCCAAGCCAGGAAAUGAGCUAGAUCGUGGUAGUCGAGAGAACAGCCCGUACCUCAGCAGACGCCAGCGCUCCCAAGGAGGGGAACGUUACCGAAGCUGCCUGCAAUUAGCACAACAACGCAGCUUAGAUGAGCUAGACGGAGAUCCCACGUGUGUGAAGGGCAUAGGGGUCUCCCAUGGUACUCACCCCCAUGCAGAGCCACGUAUGGAGUGGAAGGUAAAGGUAAGAAGUGAUGGUACACGGUAUGUGGCCAAGCGCCCAGUGAGAGAUCGUCUACUGAAAGCCAGAGCCAUGAAAAUCAAAGAGGAACGCAGUGGAAUGACCACGGACGAUGACGCUGUGAGCGAGAUGAAGAUGGGUCGUUACUGGAGCAAAGAGGACAGAAAGAGGCAUCUAAUGCGAGCUCGGGAGCAGAGAAAGAGAAGGGAAUUCAUGAUGCAAAGCAGGUUGGACUGCCUGCGGGAGCAACAACAGCAACAGCAAGGGGUAGAGGGAAAAGGGGAGAUGAGCAUCAUUGCCCUCAGCCACCGCAAGACCAUGAAAAAGCGCAACAAAAAGAUUCUAGAUAAUUGGAUAACUAUCCAAGAGAUGCUGGCUCAUGGAACACGAUCAGCUGAUGGCAAGCGAGUUUAUAAUCCACUGCUCUCUGUCACCACUGUCUGAGCGGUAGCGAGGAUGUUUCAUACUCUCUUUGCCAAAUGAAACUCUUCUCUGACCUUCAUGUGCUCAUCUUAUUUACAGUCACUGCCUUAUCUCUAUUAUAUCAUCUUGAGUUGUCUUUGACUUUUAAUAUUUCUGUCUAUCAUUGGGUCAUAUUUCCAUAAUCUCCCCUCUUGGUUCCUUUGUUCUCUGUUUUUGGGAGGGAAAUGGGUGGGGGACAGGAGGUGGGGGUUGUUUGUUUGUACUUUCUGUUAAAUUUCAUUUUGUUUUGUUCUUUGUCUUCCCCAUCCCGUUCAGUCAGAGGAACCUGGGAAUGGGUAUUUUAAUACAGGGUGAAUUCAAAUAGCAGCCAUUACUUGUAGAUUUCAAUCUUGAAAGAAAACCGCAUAUUUCAAAUGUUUUGUUUAGUGACUGGACCAGGUGUCAAUCAAACAAAGCAACAAGCUGUAGAAGACAACAUUGGAUUUUAAAAUGUAGAAUGUCUCCUACAUGGAGAGAACUUGGAGCACAAUUAAGUCAAACGGAUAACAAGCUAAAACUUUUCCAUGACCCAACAAUAUCGAAAGAUAUAUCACUACCAUGGAUUGCCCCACAGCUUGUUUAUAAAGGGGUGCUAGGAUCUGUUCGCAACUAGCCAAUACUUAAGUUGAGAAUCUGGGAACUACGAUAAUGCCAAUCAUAUUUUGAAAACUGAACACUGCCAUCUGGUGGUGAAUGAGCACAUAGACAGCUAUAAUAAUGUUGGUCUGGUAUGAUUUUUCUGAUGGACCAUAGCACAAAGUUGAUGGCGGUAGGAAAUUAUAAUUAUAGGACUUGCAGUUUGCCUUCCAGAUAUCACUGCACAUGUAGACGCUCUGUGCAGAAUCAUGUAUUAGAAAACUCAACCUGUCUGUUGUUGUUUAGAAUGUGAUAGUGACCUUUGUUUGAUCCUAUUUAUUGUUACAUUCCCACUAUUUUGUUUGUCUUGGAGUGGAUGUGAUAGACUGAGGAAAUGAUGAGAAGACACAUGCUAGGUACGAGGUUUCAUAUGCUCAAUGCGCUCUUGAUGGACGGGCAAGAAUAGAUCAUGUACUCUCUCUGUCCUCGUCGUAUUCCUGAUUGUUUUCCGAGCAACCUGGUGGAUUAUGAAGAGUAAACACUCAAACAUUUUCAGCAUUUUCCUCUGAAUGUCAAUGCUUUCAGCCUGUGUUUUUCAGGUCAAUAGUUCUAGAUAGGACAUGAAAGCUCCGGGGAUUUGUUCAAUGUGGCUGAAAAGCUUUAAGGAUGCAUUGAUUAAAGGAACCCUUGGUAUACAGUGAAGUGAAAAAGCAACAUUACAAACUAUUAAAAGAACAUAGCUCUAGAAAAAAAUAAAAUAUUGACGGUAUUACCAAAAUUUAAAAUGUGUACUAAAAAUGCACAAACAUUACAGGGUCUUGCAGUGUUCCUACAUACAUCACAUACACAUUUUACUGUGUAGUCUUUUGUAGUGGUUCUCAAUCCCCGAGUCUGAACCCCUAAAUGAGUCUCCCAUAUCAUCUCGGUGCUCUCUUGGUAAUGUUAGAUUCUUAAGGUCCCAGGCAUCUGCCCACAAUAAGUUAUUUACUGUAGUAACACUGCUUUCUCUAGAGCAGCAGAGAGCCCUUGAUUACAACAAAUUAUGAAAUUAAAGGAACACUAAAAGCAAGAUGGCCACUUUGAUUGAAGUGAUUAUGGUGUCUGUAGUCCGUAAGCACUGGGUCCUGAAUCACUAGUAAAUGGUUUUCUCACUGUUUAGUAAAGAUUCUCAGCCCUUGGUGGGCAGCCUGAAGCCCAGCCUCCAGUGACAAUAUGGCAUAGGUGGAGCUACGCUCCACUUCCAGAGCUGGCGGGCAGUGAUUGACUGAAAGCUUUAGUCAAUCACUGCCCCAAUACCGGGUAUGGUGUGAGGCUGACUAUAACUGCGCCUCUGCCACAUAAUCAUUUGAGACUGUUCUUCAAUCCUCCAGGGCCUAAUAUACUUUACUAAACAGCGAGCAAACUAUUUAGAAGUGACUCGGCUCCCAGCACCUGCAGACACCAAGCCAAUGUCAAAUACAUAAUCUGAGUCCAUGACAAAACUGGUUGAAAGCCAUUGACUUAUUAUAUGGACAUGCAAGAGUAUUCCAUAAACAUAGCAUUUUAGAAUUACAUUCAGAAUGAAGUGAAUGUGACCGAUACAUUCACCUACUGUUGCAGGAAAGUAGAAAGAAGCCCUAGCUUGCCAUAUAGACAUUUAUACCCAAUACCGGUUAUGAGCACUGUAUACAUGCAAUAAAAUAUAAAGAAAAUACAAUACAUGCAUUAUAUCAUACAAAAUCCAAACACAGACAGAGACAGCACUGAAAAACCAACUGGCCCAUCUACUGAGCCCAUUUUAAAAUGUUUUAUUUAUUUAUUCAGUCUCUUUAUGCCACAAGUGUUCUUGAAUGAUUUUACUGUGUUAGUCUUUACCACUAGUCAGCUAUUCUAGGUAUCGACUCUCUUUCUACAAAGUUGCAAUUUCUCCCAUUACCCAACAUUCAUUUGUCUCCCAACUUCAGACUCUGCUCCAGGGCUAGUCUUUAUCUUUUUUUUUUAUAUAAAUUCUUCCUUCUUGAACUUUAUUUAAUGCCUUAAAGUAUUUUCCAAUAUCUAUCCUGUCUCCUUUCUCACUUCGCCUCUGCAAAGUUUACAUAUUAAGGUGUUGCAGCCUGUUCUGCUCUCUAACAUAGCACAAUCAUGCCACAGUUUAAAUUCCCUCUAAAUUGCAGUUUUUUCAAGUCCAGACCCCCGGAUCUACAUCUACAGUUUUGUCGGUGAUUAAUCCAGUGCCAUUUGUACUUUUUUUCUGUCGUAUCCCAUAGAAAUUGUGGUGUCAUUCAUUAGGGCUUGAAAAAAAUUGAGCAAUUGGAAAACUAUUACAAUACAAAGUUUAGGAAUUUGGACAUUUAUCAAGUAACAAACUGAUUCAGAACUGUCUCCAAAUUUGGACAUUUGGGGUAAUUCUUGGUUUUGCGUUGCUGGAUUUUUAAAUGCUAAAUUAUAUAAUAAUGUUUCACUGUAUGCCAGCAAAGUAUUUAAAUUCAAUCAGGUCAAAUUAAAAAUGAAUACAAACUUUGAGCACUGGCUGUAGAUUCCUGUGGACACAGCCUUUAUGAUGAAUCGAAUACAUAAAAUCAAUAGUGGGAAGAGCUAGUGGGCGUUUCCAUUGAGGAACUUCUGGUUCUCCAGCGUUGGUAGUGGACGCAGGGAAAAAUGGUUUGACUCCUUACAAUGUGUGGGUUACCAGGGUACUCCUGGCACCAUAACUGGUACAGCGAGCUUUAAUUAAGGCAUUUAGGGCAUCUUAACCACAGUUCAUCUGUGGCAAUGGUUAGCAACACAAGGCACACCAACUGCCCAAGAUUUAGAUAUUUCUCAGUUUUGUUCCAUUGAGAAUACUGACAAAACCUGGUCCGAUGGUGUGAGUGGAUUGAGAACCACUGGUCUAUAGCAUCAAGAGCCCUCGGACCAGCUCUACACAAAAUAGAACAAGCUCAUAGUCUCCUAUUCCUCUAUCUCCUUUUGAAUGAAGUCAUAACUUUGAUUGUACUCCAUUAGCACUUCCCUACUGUUUAGCUAACAUUCCAUCAACUCAUUCUUUCUGAGUUCCAUCCUAUCAUAUACAGAUAAUUAUUUUGUUACUGUGGAACGGUGUCUGGAAGUAGCAGCUGGUAGAUACUUCUUCCAAGGAACAAAUUCUUUACCAUUUGCUCAUCCUCUAUUAUUACCAACUUAAAUACAUUUACAUUCAGUUCUAUUCAGUUCAGUUCUUCAAUUCAGUAUGUCCAUGGCAUCUGUUGGCUGAGUUCUAUGAUAAACUAACGUACCCAUCACAGGUUUGCAUGCACUCACUAUGUCACUAAUAGGGAGCAAACCUGACUAGUGCAUUAUGGGACCUUUUAACAUAAACUCCAUUGGCCAACGUAGACACUGAAAACACCCAUCAGGCAAACAAAAACAUUCUCACAUUGAACGAUAGGGAAAUAAAAAUAAAGGGAUUCAUUACUAGUUCCGAUGCAGUAAGAACUGCUCUCAGAGGGAACAUUUCUACAAUAUAUUAGUUUUAUUUACUUUUUGUGAAUAUGAAAAAUGAUCAAAACAGAAUUACAUGACACAUAUUGGGUUUUAGUAAAAAUAAUAUCACAUUGAAAGCCAUACCAGAAAGGUAAAUAAACAGUGCCCUUUUCAUUUCCAUAAUAACAGUAAAGCUUUGAAAAUUGUAUUAGGAGAAUGCUGGUUGGUCCCUUCUUCACUUAUCAGUAUUUCUGCAGACAUUGGUACUAAUAGCUAAUUUUUUCCCAGGUCAGGAGAUUAUAACUGUAGCUGUUCCUGAACUACAACUUUCAUCGCACCCAGGCGGCUCCAGGAUUGCAGUGGUUAUUAGGUUAUUCAAUUUCAAUGCAUAUUUGGUAGGCUUAACAUACUUUGAUACUUGAGAGUGCUGUCUGGUGUCUGGCAGUGU